Girardinichthys multiradiatus is the source of this 3551-nucleotide messenger RNA. RefSeq names its product leucine rich repeat containing 75Bb (gene lrrc75bb). The coding region runs from base 216 to 1358 and encodes 380 amino acids. The transcript has 4 exons. NCBI's taxonomy places the organism in Eukaryota, Metazoa, Chordata, Actinopteri, Cyprinodontiformes, Goodeidae. The record is from RefSeq and is a predicted model, not a curated record.
UCGUAUGGAGGAAGGAUGCAUGCAGGGGUCGUCGGCUACACAGAGAGCGCAAUGUUAUGUGCAUGUGUAUCACGUUUGUGAGCAGCUUUGCAACUUUCAAGCACGCAUCUGAAGCGCGUCCAAUCCCAUCGGAGUAAUUUAGGUGUGAUGAUUUGGCUGCGUGUUGCACAACCUCUGCUCACUUCCACUGCCGCCGACACAUCCUCUAAGGAGUGAUGGGCUCCAAGUUAACCCGACAGAGAAGUCUGGAUUUUGACAGCAAAUUGACCAAAAGGAGACAACAGCGGAAUGAUUUGCCCAGAGAGGACGAGAGAAGUGGCGGCAGGAGCGGCGGAGACUUCUUGUUUACGUCCCUGAUGCUGAAGUCCGACAAGCUGCCGGGGAUGCUGCGGAAAACCAACCAGAGCCCGUAUGUCAGACGGGUGGCCUGGGUCCGGGAGAUCCAGAAGCUGCUCCGGGAGCAGAAGACAGAGCAAGCAGGUGAAGUGCUCAAACUACUAAGAAAGGAUUUGGGACUGCAGGGAUCUUCUCUCAACGACAUCUUGUACAAGAACACAGCUUUUCUUAACCUAGUGGACCCCAUUUCUCACGAGCUGCUGCUCAGUCUCGCCCGGGAUCUGCAGUGCCCAAAAAGGGAAACUGAAUCACUCAAAUCCACCAACAAGAUCUGCCGUCAGCUGAUUUACCACUUGACCCCUCACUCCAAGUGGACUAAACAGAGCGUGCCCAGAAGGAAGUCCCAGGCCUGUUUGAAGACCACCCUGAAGAAGCGUCUGUCCGGUGAUGUGGUGAACUUGUCAGGAAUCCCACUGUCUGGACGUGACGUCCACCGUGUGGCUUUCUACCUUCAGACCUGUGGUGAGGCGGUGUCGGCUGUGGACCUGAGCUUCACCGAGCUGCAGGACGAGAGCUUACGUCUGCUGCUGCCCUACCUGAGCUGCCUGCCCAAACUGAAAACGCUAGCUGUUAACGGCAACCGCCUGACAGCCUCCAUACUGAAAGACCUGACGGAGAUGGUGAAGGACCCUGAAAAGUUCCCCAGCCUGGCCUGGAUAGACAUGGGCAACAACAUGGACAUCUUCACUGUCCCACAGCCACUGCUCGUGGCCCUGCGUCGCCGCUUUGGUCUACGCAGCAGCCUCCCCACCAUCUAUGAGUACAGCGAGGCACCGGCUUUUAGUAGCUACAACCCUAACAUGGAGACUUCUGUGGAGGAGCCCAGUCUGUAUGAGGAAGGGGAUGUAGAGGAAGAUGAUAGAGUGGAGGAGGAGGAGGAUGACAGACUGGAGCUGCAAGCCUGGGGCUUCAGAGAACAAAACAUGUCAAAGAAUGUGCCACUCCACUUCUGUGGGAGGUGAUCGCCCAGGGCGGCUUUCUUUUAGACUGGCAGCCUCUUGUAUCCUCAAGUCUAGCCUGCUCUGUUAGAGUGGCAGCAGAUGCUGACGUUGACCCACACAUUUCUGAAAAUAACUUUAAAAUGAGUAACCAUGUUGUGUGUCCCUCUGGAUGCUCUGAAUACUCCAGACAGCUCUGUGCUUGUACAGUCAGUAAGAAUAAAUUUGUAGACUGAUUUAAUAUUUAUUCAUCAAGGGAGGUUUAACUGAACAGACUUAUUGUUUUUCCAGUGCAACAUGUUUGUAAAAUUGGGAGAUUUCCUUACAAAGAUUCUUCCAAUCAUCCAAAACUGUCCAUGGGGCAGCUUGGGGAUCAAGUGCCUAAAACAUAGGUACAUUGGCAGCAGCUGCUGAAGAUGACAGGACAAUUUCUUGGCUUUCUUUUUUAUGUGCUGUAGGACGGAAUCUACUAAAAUCAAGGAUGAAUAUACACCUAUAAAAAUAGCACUGUAAAUAUAUAAUGACAAUAACUUUCUAAUUAAAAGGCCUUUAGUUUAAUUCUUACAAAAGCUGAGAAAGGGCCAAGGCCAUUCAGAAAUGUAUACUAUUCCCCUGCAAAAACAUGAAAUAUAUUCAAGAAAAAAAUAUAUAAAACCCUAAAAUGAUCAAAUUAGUGGUUAAGUAGAUAAAAAAAAAAGUGGUUAUCUCAGGGUUACUCAUUAAGUUCAUGAAAAUUCAAAAGCGGCAGGUGUAGCUGUUCUUGGCUUACCUUACUUAUAUUUCUCCUUCAAUUUUCCAUGCUGUUUAUGUGUCUAAACCUAUUUAUGUAUGUUUUCGCAUUUAAAACUUUUAUUAAAAGUCUCAUACAUGUAUUACUUCAAAGAAAUGUAUAAAACAAGUAGGACUUCUUCAUUGAUUUGCUCAGGGACCAGAUUAGCUGAUGUUAGCAAAUAGCUUUUAGCAAUAUUUUUUGCUAGUAGUAAGAGAGGCUAAGAAAAUAUUAAACUGCUUUUUAUACCAACAUCGAAUCAACAUGGUCACUGGUAGACGUAAUGGAUACUAUCUGUGUAACUCAUCACACAUUGAAAUAAAAAUAGGCUAUGUGGUUUAAUUCUGCUAUCAUCUGUCAUUAGCUACUGUUAUAAAGUUAGUCAUCCAUGUUGGAUUUUGAGGUCAUGGUUAAUGAAAAACCUUUGACCUUCUGAUACCAACUUAAGGGGGUGUUUUACCUGUUAUUUCCAACAUCCUAUGUAGUAUUUAGAAAUUCAAAGUUUAAAUGGAAAACAACAGUGGCAACAAAAACCAAGCUAGUCCUUUGCACCAUUAGCAUUAGCAGCUAUCCUAACUCAGAAUAAGAGAAAUAUUUUUGAAAUGAAAAUGGAGGAGACAAAAUAACAAGUAAUUGUAUGUACAUGUAAGCUUAAGACACAGAAAUAUUAAAGAAAUAAAUACAUGUAAACAUGAAACAAAUUCAUAAUACCACAAUAAACAACAGAAGUAAAUUGGUUUAGGGCUAAAAAAGUGGGGACAUACAAAGUAAGAACUACUAAAUAGAUAAACUAGUACAUUCUAAAUUGCUUUCACAGCACAUUAAUAUACCCAACUAUUUACCAUUUAUUCAUUUUUUACAUUUAUUCUUGAUUUUGUCAGCUUUUGAUCCUCUACAGCUAUUUGAUGCUAUUCCACACUUUUCUCUACAUGUGAUUCAUCAUUGUUAAAAUGUAUUCAUUAAGUUACCAAAAACUGUUUACGAGUUAUGUUAUAAAGCAUCCAGACCUCCGAUGCUUUAGGAGACCAAUGAUCCCUCAGAUACUUUUUAAACUUGACUUUAUUGCAGAUAGUAACAAAUGAAUAAGAACCAAAUCUUUUGAAACUAGAUUGCAAAGAUGAUGGUGUUUGGCAGAGAAAGUGAGCAAAUUGUAGGCCUGUGACGGAGGCGUCUUUCACCGCACAGAACUUAGGAAGGGUAAAUGUUUGUAUUUGCUAUGGUUUGAUGUCUGUCUGUUGUUUGUUCUGCCACGCCCACAUCCUCUGCUGCAAUAACCCGGUUUCUCUCUGGAAAAGCGAAAGUGAUUCCCUAGUGUGCAGGCUAAAGAAAAACUGCAUAGAGACGGCCGCUAACCUGUCCUGUCUAAUUAGCAGAGCUUUCAAUGUGCUCCUGCUAAAGUUUCCUGACGCCCACCAGUUUCAGAUUUGAAAUAAAUCUUCUAAACCAUG